GUGCCCGCUGCCAUGGGGUAGGGGGCGGCGGGGGGACGCCGCCGGGCUGCGGCCGCCGUUGGAGCGCAGAGCCGGGGGGCGGCGGCGGCGGGGUCGGUGCCGGGGGGGCUGCCCCGGUGCGAGCGCGGCGGCGGCGGCGGCGGGCGGAGAGAUGGUCGCGGAGUUGGUGAGCGGCGCCCUGGGGCUCGCCCUGUACCUCAACACGCUGGGCGCAGACUUCUGCUACGACGACAGCCGAGCCAUCAAGACAAACCAGGACCUUCUGCCAGAGACGCCGUGGACGCAUAUAUUCUACAAUGACUUCUGGGGAACACUUCUCACUCACAGUGGGAGCCACAAGUCAUACAGACCUCUCUGCACACUCUCCUUCCGCAUCAACCAUGCUGUUGGAGGGAUGGACCCAUGGGGCUACCACCUUGUAAACGUCCUGUUGCAUGCUGCAGUCACAGGCCUUUUCACAAACUUCUCGAGGAUCCUCUUUGGGGAUGGGUACUGGACCUUGAUAGCAGGUCUGCUGUUUGCAUCCCAUCCAAUCCACACGGAAGCCGUAGCAGGGAUUGUGGGGAGGGCAGACAUCGGAGCCUGCCUCUUCUUUCUGCUUUCCCUGAUGUGUUACGUGAAGCAUUGCUCUACGAGAAGUUCCUCAGCUAGUACAUGGGGCUGGAUCUUGGGAACGGGAGUGUGUGCUGGGUGUAGCAUGCUGUGGAAGGAACAAGGAGUGACUGUUCUGGCAAUUUCAGCAGUGUACGAUAUCUUUGUAUUUCAUCGGCUGAAAAUGCAUCAAAUCAUUCCUGCUUUAUACAAGAGGAAGAAUUUAAGCCUCUUCUUCAGCAUUGGAUUAUUGACCUCCUGGGGGACUGCACUGCUGGGUGUCCGCUUAUACUGGAUGGGCAACAAGCCCCCAAGUUUCUCCAACUCUGACAAUCCAGCAGCUGAUUCAGACAGUUUUCUCACGCGAACGCUCACCUUUCUUUACCUACCAACCAAGAAUCUCUGGCUGUUGCUUUGCCCAGACACCCUCAGCUUUGACUGGUCCAUGGAUGCUGUGCCUCUUCUGAAAGCAGUCAGUGACUGGAGGAAUCUACACACUGUGGCCUUCUAUGCUGGACUCCUCCUCCUUGCCUAUUUUAGCUUGAAGGGCUCCGGCAACGAGAGAGAAUGCAAUGGGAAAAGUGUAAUGAAUGGCAAGCAGAAUGCUAAUGGGCAUAGCUGUCACUCAGAGGUGGAAUAUAAGACACUGGAGGGGAAGUCAAGCUUUGCAUCAAAGGAAGAGAAUGGCAUAAAAAGGCAUGAAAUUCAGAAACUGCAGCUUCCUUCAACUGAGAACAUUGUCAUUCUGUCUCUGUCUUUGUUAAUAGUGCCCUUUGUUCCUGCCACAAACCUAUUUUUCUAUGUUGGCUUUGUAAUAGCAGAGCGUGUGCUGUAUGUUCCUAGUAUGGGCUUCUGCCUGCUGGUUACAGUAGGUGUCAGGGCCCUUUAUGUCAAAGCCCAAAAGCGCUUUCUGAAGAACUUGGUCUUUUGUUCCACUGCUGCAUUAAUUGUUUUCUAUGGACUCAAGACUGUUGUCAGGAAUGGGGACUGGCAGAAUGAGGAGAUGCUGUAUAGGUCAGGGAUAAAAGUAAACCCUGCUAAAGCAUGGGGUAACCUUGGAAAUGUUCUCAAGAGCCAGAGCAAGAUUUCUGAAGCUGAAAGCGCCUACAGAAAUGCCUUGUACUACCGCAGCAACAUGGCUGAUAUGCUUUAUAAUUUAGGAUUACUGCUUCAGGAAAACAGCAGAUUUUCAGAGGCAUUGCAUUACUAUAAACUGGCAAUUGGUAGCAGGCCCACAUUAGCCUCUGCCUAUUUAAAUACCGGUAUCAUCUUAAUGAACCAAGGGAAGACAGAGGAAGCCAGGAGGACUUUCCUGAAGUGUUCAGAGAUCCCUGAUGAAAAUUUGAAGGAUCCUCAUGCUCAUAAAAGCUCUGUUACUAGCUGUCUUUAUAACUUAGGAAAACUUUUUCAUGAACAAGGACACUAUGAGGAUGCCCUUACGGUUUACAAAGAAGCAAUACAGAAAAUGCCAAGACAGUUUGCACCACAGAGCUUAUACAAUAUGAUGGGAGAAGCAUAUAUGAGAAUGAACCGGCUGCCAGAAGCAGAGCACUGGUACGUGGAGUCACUGCGAUCCAAGAGCGACCACAUUCCAGCACAUCUCACCUAUGGGAAACUGCUGGCCCUGACGGGACGCAAGAGUGAGGCAGAAAAGUACUUCGUGAAGGCUAUUCAGCUGGAUCCUACCAAAGGCAACUGCUACAUGCAUUAUGGUCAGUUCCUCCUAGAAGAAUCCCGUCUAAUAGAAGCAGCUGAUAUGGCAAAGAAAGCAGCUGAACUCGAUAAUACAGAAUUUGAUGUUGUUUUCAAUGCAGCCCAUAUGCUCAGACAAGCCAGUCUUAAUGAAGAAGCUGAGAAAUAUUAUGAAAUGGCAGCAGGAUUAAGACCUAAUUAUCCAGCUGCCUUAAUGAAUCUUGGAGCCAUUCUGCAUCUGAAUGGUAAACUGAAAGAGGCCGAAGAAAACUACCUCCUUGCUCUUCAACUUAAACCUGAUGAUGUCAUCACUCAGUCCAAUCUUCGCAAAUUGUGGAAUAUCAUGGAGAAACAAGGUUUAAAGACAGCCAAGAUAUGAUACGGAAAACUCUGAACUUUUUUUUUUAUCUUAAAUUGAUUAAAAACCCAAACUACAACUUCCAUACAGCUGUCUGAUUGGAGAACUCAUUGGACUUGAUUGCAAGGAUCAGAGAUCUUGAUUGAUUGCUGCUAGGAGAAGCUAUUCUGCUUUUUUUUUUUUUUUUUUUUUUUUCUAGAUAAAAAGGGAGACAGAUAUUCAUGAAGGACUUCAGUGUUAGCCCACAAAAAGAUUUAGAACCACAGCACUCAAAAGAGGGUGUCUUGGCAUAUUUGAUAAAUCACUGCAAAUCCCACAUUGCUUACUUCUGUGUGGGUACUUGAAAAGUAUACUGUCAUAGAAAUACUAAAGGAAAUUUUUACAGUAUACACUAAACCAUAUGGGAAUAAAAGUGGUAAUAACAGGUUAAAGUAUUUUGCUGAUACUGUAACUCAUUAAAAUGCCUACUAAAUCCAGCGUGUUUGCAGUUUGUCUUAAUGCUGCUGUAUCUCACUUUAAGACCACUUAAUUCACAGUUUAUAUGGGCGAUUCUUAUUUGUUUUAAAAAACCUGUCACUUGGGUUUAGAUGGCACAGUCAUAAUGGUUUAGUAAGAAUAUAUCUAUUAUUUCAAUUUAUUUUAAAAAAUGUUGCAAUUCUGAGAUGCACAAUCAAAUGGCUGUGGGAUAAACAGAAGAGCAAGGAAUUGCCUAAAUUCUAUCAUAUUCUAUCUACAAAUCAUAUGUGUAUGUAGAAGCUAGAAACAACAACAACGAAAGAGUCCAAAAGUGUGAUUUGUCCUGACUUAGCAAUAUGAAUGAGACUGAUAUUUGCCAUGGUAUUGAAUAUGGUCAGAAUGUCAUCUUACGAAGAAGAAAAAAUGAAAAAAAGAUAAAAAUGUUUGAAUAUUUCUACAUUGUUGUCAGAUAAGAUUGACUUUAAACUAGAUUCUGUGUCCAAUAUUUUUGCAAUAAUUCAGCCAAGUGAGAUUUGAAAAUAUUAGUGCUUGGAUAUGCUAUAGAGACUUCAUGAUCAGCUCGGAAGGGGAAUGUAAUAAUACAUUGUUGAGGCUAGAAAAUAGGGACUGGAUUAGAUUAUGCAUAGAAUAGCGCACGUAGGUCAAGAGAAAUGUGAAACAGUGGUUGCCAGUUACUUUUCACAGAGGUGGUGUUUUAAAAACAUAUAACCUAUUCAGAUUCUAACCAAAUAAUAUAAUUCUGUUUGUAUUCUGACAUGUGCUAGCAGCAGAGCUGUCAAAUAUCUAAGUAUGCUUCUGGUGAGGUUCAGUUAAUUUCUGGUUCAGAAUGAUUUGGCCUAGUUACUGUUUUAUUCUUCAGUUUAUAAA
Oxyura jamaicensis (ruddy duck) is the source of this 3985-nucleotide messenger RNA. It is a transcript of the gene TMTC2, whose product is annotated as transmembrane O-mannosyltransferase targeting cadherins 2. NCBI's taxonomy places the organism in Eukaryota, Metazoa, Chordata, Aves, Anseriformes, Anatidae. Bases 152 to 2662 code for a protein of 836 amino acids. The transcript is spliced from 12 exons. Gene Ontology annotation, molecular function: mannosyltransferase activity; protein binding. Gene Ontology annotation, biological process: protein O-linked glycosylation via mannose. Gene Ontology annotation, cellular component: endoplasmic reticulum membrane. The record is from RefSeq and is a predicted model, not a curated record.